Microthlaspi erraticum is the source of this 909-nucleotide messenger RNA. The record is from the annotation of a GenBank genome assembly. Lineage: Eukaryota; Viridiplantae; Streptophyta; Magnoliopsida; Brassicales; Brassicaceae.
AUGAAGUUUUUGCGGAAUGCGUGUUUGUGGGUUUCGAAGAUUGAUGGAGGCGUAUGGUGGUUGAGCCAGGGUUUUGAGGGGAGGAGGCUGCUUACCGGUGAUGUCGAGGAUCCUCCGACUCCAAGUCGGGGGUGGAACCCGGGCUCUCUAAACCAAGAUCUGAAGAAGACAGGCUUAGUUUUCCACAUUGGAGAUAUCUGUUAUGGAAAUGGAUACCUUUCACAGUGGGACCAAUUCACAGCUCAGAUUGAGCCAAUUGCUUCCACUGUUCCAUACAUGAUUGCAAGUGGAAACCAUGAGCGUGACUGGCCUAACUCGGGAUCUUUCUAUCAAGGUCUAGACUCUGGAGGAGAGUGUGGUGUACCAGCAGAGACAAUGUUCUAUGUUCCUGCUCAAAACAGAGCUAAGUUCUGGUACUUGAGUGACUAUGGAAUGUUUAGCUCGAUCGAGUUGAAGCUUGGCCGGUCGAGUAGACGGUCGAGCUGGUCUUCAAGAUGGCUUCUCCCUUCUUCCUUUGCGUAUCCAGUUGAGCUGCUUCCAUGCGCCAAGUCCCUCCAUGCUCCUUAUGUCCCAUAUGCUCCAGAAUGCUCCAAAAGACCUAUUUCAAAGGACCAAACAUGCAUAUUGGCUGACACAGAACAUGACUGGAGAGAAGGAACAGACCAAUACAAGUUCAUUGAGCACUGCUUAGCAUCUGUCGACAGAAAAACACAGCCUUGGCUUAUAUUCUUAGCUCACCGCGUGCUUGGUUAUUCCUCGACAUCGUUCUAUGCAGAAGAAGGCUCUUUCGGUGAACCAAUGGGAAGAGGUAGUCUUCAGAAGCUAUGGCAGAAGUACAAAGUCGACAUUGCAAUCUAUGUCCACGCACAUAACUACGAGGGAACAUGUCCUGUUUACCAGGUAAACUAA